CGGAAACGCUUGUGUUAAUUUCGGAAACCUCGGUCUUUUUUGUUUUUUUUCCCCCGCGAGUCAAAAUGGCGAAUAGGACGGUUAAAGAUGCCAAUAGUAUCCACGGGACAAAUCCACAGUAUUUGGUGGAGAAAAUUAUAAGAACCCGAAUUUAUGAAUCGAAAUAUUGGAAGGAGGAAUGUUUCGGACUUACGGCUGAGCUGGUUGUGGACAAAGCCAUGGAACUGAAGUACGUCGGUGGAGUGUAUGGAGGCAACAUCAAACCGACGCCAUUCCUCUGUCUUACUUUGAAGAUGCUUCAGAUACAACCGGAGAAAGAUAUCAUUGUGGAGUUCAUCAAGAAUGAGGAUUUUAAGUAUGUCCGUCUACUUGGAGCCAUGUACAUGAGAUUAACUGGCUCGUCGGUGGACUGUUACAAAUACCUGGAACCACUGUACAAUGACUAUAGGAAAAUCAAACAACAGAACAGAAAUGGAGAGUUUGAGCUGAUGCAUGUUGAUGAGUUCAUAGAUGAUCUGCUGAAUAGCGAGAGAGUGUGUGACGUUAUCUUACCCAGGCUUCAGAAAAGGCAGGUACUGGAGGAGGCUGAGUUGCUGGACACGCGCAUCAGUGCCCUGGAAGAAGAUCUGGAUGAAGUUGAGAGCAGUGAGGAGGAGGAUGAAGAAGAGGAGCGGCCUGAAAGAGGGCAGUCUCCAGAACCCCACAGACGGAGUUACCGUGACAACGAUCGACCCCGCCGCUCACCGUCUCCUCGCUACAGACGCAGCCGCUCACCCAGGAGGAGAAGUAGAUCACCGAAGAGACGAAGCCCCUCUCCAAGAAGGGAGCGCCAUCGCAGCAAGAGUCCACGCAGACACCGCAGCCGCUCCAGAGAGAGGCGGCAUCGCUCCAAGUCCCCGGGUCACCAUAGGAGCCACAGACACCGCAGCCACUCCAAGUCCCCCGACAGGUCAAAGAAGAGUCACAAGAAAAGCCGAAGAGGAAAUGACUGAUUUAUUUACCAGAUUCUGUUGGUUUUGUACAAAUUAUGCCAGCUGUAUUUUUUUUUUUUACAUAUAAUUUACUGAAGUAACAAUCUGCCUUUCAUUUUCUUUAUACAGUUUGACAGUGUUUUGGUAGUGUCACAUGUUGGUUUAUUCUGCAGUUCCAAAUGGACUUUUUAAAUACAGUUUGGAGUUACUAAUUUAAA
Molecule: messenger RNA, 1189 nt
Organism: Paramormyrops kingsleyae
Lineage: Eukaryota; Metazoa; Chordata; Actinopteri; Osteoglossiformes; Mormyridae
Gene: prpf38a
Product: pre-mRNA processing factor 38A
Source: RefSeq, a predicted model, not a curated record